UUGUUAGUGGUUUCAUUUAGGCUAUCAAUAAAUCAUAUAUGAAUGUAUAUCGGAAAUAUAUUCAGGGUUGCGUUUCGUUUCAUGCAUAGAUCACUUUGAAAUCUAUAAUAUAUGUUACGUGAACUAUAGAUAGGCGAUCUAUGCGCUCAAUGUGUGAAACUGAACGCAUCCCAGAACUUGUCGUCUGCAAAUCUGCAUCUAUCUACAUCCUGCAUCAACAGCUGAUCCAAGUUGAUCGAAGCUAUUCAUGCUUUACACACGUCAUAAGCAGUCAUAUGUAUCUAAAUAUAUGUAUACAAAAAGUGAAGUACAACAAAUAAUUUAAGUCAAUGGAUCCUGAUAAUUAUUCGGUGGAUUUAAUAUGUCAGGACAUUGUUAAAUAUCAAUUUCAAGUCAAUGCUUUAAUACAAGAUAUACAACAAUGCAGCGGGCCAUUAGAGAUGCUCGAUGAGCUCAAUGCAGAGGGCAGAGCCAAUAUAGCAGUUUUAAAAUCCUCUAUUGAGCGAUUAGCAUCUAUUGCUGAAACCAAAUCAAAUGAAAAGGAAAAAACUGAAUUGUUACUUGCAGUAGACAACUAUAAAGAACAGCUAAACACUUCUCUGGCAGCCUUUCGUAAGGCUAAUGUUGUUAGUGCAUGUGUCAUUGACAAAUUGGCAAGAGAAAAUUUAUUCUCCAUGCCAGAAGAACAACAGAAUGCUCUUCGUAAACGACAUACCAAACAGAGCUUGACAAAUGCAUCUAGUCAAAUAACAGAUAAGUUAUUGAGCAUUUCAAGACAUCUAGCUGAAACAACUCAGAGAAGCGCUGACACCCUAGACACACUAUUAACAUCUUCAGACAAGGUUGGUAGCACCAAAGAUGAGUUAGAACAUCAACAACAGGCAAUAGUACAAUCGGGUAAGCUCUUAGGAAAAUAUGGAAGACGGGAAGUCACCGAUAAAGUUUUGCUUGCAUUGGCAUUUGCCUUUUUCCUUGCCUGUGUAUUUUACAUUUUACAAAAAAGAUUAUUCUGAAUAUAGUAUAUAUUUAUUUAGGAUAAUAUCAUAUAACUAUUUCUAUAAUAUACAAAUUCUUAUAUGAAAUAUGUGAUAAAAAAAAAUCGCGAACGAGUUUAAACAUGCAAUGUCUAAAUAUAUGUAUAUAUAUAUAUAUAUAUAUAUAUAUAUAUAUAUAUAUAUAUAUAAAUGUAUAUUGAACAUUAUCAAAAUUUUAUACCAGUCUAUUUGUGAGCAUUUAAGUUUCAAGAAUGAAACAGAAUCAAUGUAAUGUUAUAUAUACAAUAUUAUAUACAAUAUUAUUAAUAUACUACGCAAGAGAGAGAGAGAGAGAGAGAGAGAGAGAGAGAGAGAGAGAGAGAGAGUCAAAAAGAGAUAGUUAUAUAGUAUGUAAAAGCAUUUAGUACGAAUGGAGGAAAGCGAAUUUUAUUUCAGUACAUGAUAGCAGAGAAGAUAUAUGAUUUACGUAUACACACCAAACCACAAAAAAUUACCUAGAUUCUAUUAGAAAUUUUUCAGAUUGACUUUGUAGAGAAAAUUAAAAAUGAAGUCUUUGCAAAAUUUGUGCAUUUGUACUUAGACAAGAGAACAAACUUUAUCUAUUGAACAAUGGAAAUAAAAAUAUUCAAUAGAAAAUGGAGUAUAUAAAAUAAUAAAAUUAAUGUAAAUAUGUAUCAUAUAUUU
Cataglyphis hispanica is the source of this 1679-nucleotide messenger RNA. It is a transcript of the gene Sec20, whose product is annotated as vesicle transport protein SEC20. The transcript is spliced from 3 exons. Gene Ontology annotation, biological process: retrograde vesicle-mediated transport, Golgi to endoplasmic reticulum. Gene Ontology annotation, molecular function: SNAP receptor activity. The coding region runs from base 330 to 1013 and encodes 227 amino acids. NCBI's taxonomy places the organism in Eukaryota, Metazoa, Arthropoda, Insecta, Hymenoptera, Formicidae. The record is from RefSeq and is a predicted model, not a curated record. Gene Ontology annotation, cellular component: SNARE complex; endoplasmic reticulum.